CAGCGCUCGCUCGCACGCACGCACGCGCUUCUCAGUUCCUACUCGUUAGAACGACCGUUUUCUCAAUGUAAACACCGUCUCCGCGUGCUUUGUUUUAGAGACCGUUCCCCUGGGCUUUUACCUCGUCAUGCGAUGGAUAUUCUGUGGCAAUAUCAGUUCAGGAUAAUUUUACUUGGGGAUUCGACAGUGGGAAAGUCGUCUUUGCUUAAAAGGUUUACGGAUGGCAUAUAUAGCGAUGUGGCGGAUCCAACGGUUGGUGUAGAUUUUUAUGCCCGCUCCCUAGACAUAGAGCCGGGGAUAAAAAUUAAACUGCAGCUAUGGGACACUGCUGGCCAAGAGCGGUUCAGGUCCAUCACUACUUCAUAUUAUCGUAACUCGGUGGGCGGGCUCCUGAUGUUCGACCUGACCAACCGCAAGACCUUCGAGCACGUCCGUGAAUGGCAUCGUGAGGUCAGCGAGGACAUCCUCCCGCACCACAUGGUCUACAUCCUGGUGGGCCACAAGAGCGACCUGGGUCGUGAGCGCAAGGUGACCCGCGACGAGGCUGAGCAGCUGGCCGCCGAGCUGGGCGUGCGCUAUGUGGAGACGUCGGCCAAGUGCAACAGUAACGUGGAGCGAGCCUUCGAUCUGCUCAUGCGUGACAUCUACGAGCUGAUGAAGAUGGGCGAGAUCGCCAAGCGUGACGGCUGGGACGGCGUGAAGAGCGGCCUCACCGCCAAGGUGCUCUACCCGGCUGAGGAGGAGGCCGAGAGGGAGAAGGGCUGUAACUGCUGACACCACCCACCCCCUCCACCUCCUGCCUCGCCGGCCCCCACUUGGCAGCCGCCUGUCCGUCUUUGCCGAGGCGCACACCUCACGCUUUCACGCUGCCAUGCCGCCCCUGGGUGUUUCCGAGGGCCUGGGGCAUCAUCACUGCUCACCCCCCGCACUUUUUUUUUGUCGUUGGUCUCCAUGAUGGGAAAUGUAGUUCUUGUUAACGAGAGCUGUGGAUAGGUUCCGGCUCUGAUUAAUCUGAACUCGGAUGGACGGAGCACAGCUGUCGGCAAGGAGAGAGGUCAGACCCAGGAAGACAUUUAGUGUUGUUGGAUGACUUGGGGCAACUUUUUGCUGAAAGACCCGCUGCCAGACUUUCAUGUUUUUGGGUUCUUCAUGUUGUCACUCAGCUCUAAGUCUUGUCCUGUUGGUAGUGCAGUUAGAUGGCAUGUAAUGUAUAUUCUCUCUGUGGAAAACUAUAAAUGCUUCUGGUCUUUCUCCAUGUAACAGCCAUAAAGGAAUUAUUUUUUUAGUUUCGUUAAGGUAACCACACCUUUACACCAUAUAUUUUCAUGUUUCCCGACUAGAAUGAGGUAUGUUGGUUAGAUUUCAUUUAGACUGUGUAAUUCAAAAUGUAUAAUUAGCACAGUUAAAAGGUAAAAGUUUCAUUGAAAUAGGCAGGUGGAAAACUGGGUAGCACUUCCAUGUGGUUUUGUAAAGUGUACACAGAGAGAAUUUUUAUAAUUUCAUCUGAAGUCAAGCUAUUCUGGUAUUGCCUUCUGUAUACUACUGUGUCUUGUCGUAAACAGUCCAAAUUAAUAUCUGCCAGGAAUUCCAUGUGCAUACUUGCCAAAAUAGUAAACACUCCAUCCAUCAGACAUGGAUCAGACAUGGAGUGCUGUAUGUAUAACCUUGUAAAUGAAUAACUGUAAAAUAUCUAAUAUGCAUCACCAAGAUGCCGUUCCAUCAGCUCAGAAUCCAAAUGUACCUAGCGCAGCCUGCCCCGCCUGCGGCUGCUCUCUGUGGUCAAACCACUGAGUCAUGAAAACCUCCCAAUGCCACCUGCUCCAUCUCCAGCUGGCCUGAGGACCCGCGUUGUCGCCCAGCAUCACCACCAUCGACGGGCAAGCUGGCGACCUAGUCAGAGAAUUGGGCGGAGCACUAUAGUGGGCACGCAACUUCUCCCCCUGCUCUAGAGGGAACUGCCAAAAUCUUUGCAUUUGAGCUUUGUGUAGGCUGGUUGAAUUUGGUACUUACUCUAAUGCAUACAAUAGUGCAUUCAAGGUCUAUUAGAUAUGUAUUUGAUAUAUGCAUCCAUUGUUACCUCUAAUACUCUCAGAAUCUGUCUAUUAUUUUAAUAUGCAGAAUGUGAGUGAAAUGAGAUGAGUUAAUUACUCAUUUUUGAGUAUAACUCUUAAAACAAUUCCAAAUGUUUGGUGGCAACAUUUUAAUUCAUUUUUUUAUGAGAUUCAUGUGUCAUGGUGAUGCAUCUUCUUUGGUUCUGCUAACCAAAGCACGACUUUUCCCUUUAUUCUGACCCAUGGUGGUGUGUAUAUAAAUGGCCAGUGUCCUGCAGAGCCACAGCUUAUAGCUCACAUCGACUGUUCUACAUCCAUAUCUCACCAGCAUGUCAUCAGAUAUCCACUUGCUCCUACUGUAGUUGACCACAUGCAGUUUGUGUCCUUUGCAUACAUUCUGUUAACCUUGCCAUGUGCUGUGUGUGGGUGUGGGUGUGUGUACAUGCACGCUUCUGGUGUGCUAUAAGGCGAGUGCAUAUAGGAGUCUCCAGAGUAUGCUGUCCUGGGCCUUUACUAGCCAGGUUAAGAUCUGGUGGGUGUUAAUAGCUAGUCCAUCUUAACUCUGAAUUACUGGGCUUUGAAAAACACUUUACAUAUGAAUGACUAUAUCUCUCCAAUGCACAGAUCCUUUAUGAAAUACUAAAAUGUAUGUUCUCUAUUUUUCUCAAUUUAGAUCAUAGUGCAAUAUGCCUUCCAUAAUCAUAAAGAAAUAAUUUCAUCACACAGUGAAAAAAUUGAUUGAAUUUUAAAUAAAUUUGACCAAUGCAGUAGAUCUUGCCAGCACCAGAUGUGACAUGGGGAAGGUAAUCUGGAAUACAGGACCUCUUUUGAAGUUAUGGUACUCCCAACAGUUUAUUCAAAGCUGCUAUACACUCAGUGCCAACAAUUCAUCCUUCACAUGCUUCCUUCAUAUAAGUGUCACUAAUACAGGGUUCAUUUUGUACAUGAGUGUUUUAUAUAAAGGCUUCUGGUAUGUGCUGUAAAAUAAUUGCUUUUUUUGUGCAUGCAGCUCAUUCCACUAAAUUUCUUUCAAACAUCGGGUUGGCUGGACCAUGCUUGAGCAGAGAGAGCAAGAGCUGUAUUCAGGUGGUGGCAUAUUUUGCCACCAAAAUAAAGUACAGAAUCAAUUUGGGAUAGUUAUUCUUGGAGUGUAAAAGCUAAAGUAUAUUUGUGUAGCUGUUAAUAGUAUCAAUUCUUAGAAAGCUGUCAGAGAAUAAUAGAAUAUAUAUCAGCUGACAGUGACUGACAAACACAAUCACAAGAUGUAAGUUGUUAUGAAGUAGAUAAUAAACGGUACCGUUACUGCCUGACAAUAAAAUAAGCAUACAAGGCCUCACAUUGUGACCUUUGUCAGUACAUACUUGAUUAUUGUGCAAAACUCAUUACUAUAGUAAUCUUCUGUACAAAAAGAGACUUUGAACAAAUGCAUUACAUGCUUUAUUUAUAUGCUACCUGGUUAUUAAAUGCUUAAUUGAGCUUCCUUUUUAUAGUAAUUUUUAUUACCUUGCCAUUGCUUUAUUGUACAAUUGUACAAUGGCGCCCCUCUGUGGUAGCAAAAAACUGCAAUGACCAGCUUUUACUCCAAAAGGGGAUGGAGAUGGAAUUUUAUGAGAUUCUGUUUCUGUUGUCAAAUAUUGUUAUGGCCUGUUUCAGGCUUUCUCUGUUGCCAUUUGAACUACUAAAUCUUCUGAAAGGUAAAUUCACUACAAUAAAUAUAGCUAUUCAAAACAGAAAAAUGGUAUGUACGAAUUUUAUAAUUUUUUCUCCAAACUAGAUCUCUCUUGCUCAGAUGAUAGGCAGCCUAAAAGCUCCAUCCUGGAACAUGAAGUCAACUGAUCCUAGCAUAAACUGACACAGAUGGGUGAAAGAAACAAGUAGAUGUUACAGCUAAAGCUUCUAGGAGUUAUGUGCAACAAGCUUUUAGACUUUGUAAAGUGUCACUAUAAUGUUGUGAUUUAAUGUGUGGUGUGAAAAUAAAUGAUUUAUGUUUAAA
This is a messenger RNA of Electrophorus electricus (electric eel), 4044 nucleotides long. It is a transcript of the gene rab42a, whose product is annotated as RAB42, member RAS oncogene family a. Gene Ontology annotation, molecular function: GTPase activity; GTP binding. Lineage: Eukaryota; Metazoa; Chordata; Actinopteri; Gymnotiformes; Gymnotidae. Gene Ontology annotation, biological process: Rab protein signal transduction. The record is from RefSeq and is a predicted model, not a curated record.